Molecule: messenger RNA, 1732 nt
Organism: Corylus avellana
Lineage: Eukaryota; Viridiplantae; Streptophyta; Magnoliopsida; Fagales; Betulaceae
Source: RefSeq, a predicted model, not a curated record
CACGGCUUCUUUGGUUGAAGAAUCUGGUAUUUUUGGUAGGGAUCAUGAUAAAGAGAGAGUUAUUAACCUUUUGCUCUCGGAUGACGGAAGAGGCGGUGAGAUGUGUGUGAUUGCAGUAGUGGGUAUGGGGGGAAUUGGCAAGACAACGCUUGCUCAGCUUGUCUACAACGACCAGAGGGUGAAGGAGCAUUUUGAUCUUGAGGCAUGGGUGUGUGUUUCACAGGAAUUUGACGUGUUCAGGGUGACGAAAACAUUUCUAGAGGCAGUAACUUCGUCAACAUGUGAUAUUAAGGAUCUGAAUCGGCUUCAAGUUACACUCAAGGAGAAGUUGAUGGGGAAAAAAUUCCUACUUGUUUUAGACGAUGUAUGGAAUAAGAAUUAUGUUGAUUGGGAGGUCUUAAGAAAACCCUUUAAAUUUGGGGAACAAGGAAGCAGUGUGAUUGUAACCACACGUGAUAAUGAUGUUGCAUCCGUUGUACGCUCUAGUGGGACUCAUUCUCUGAAAAGGCUGCCAGAAGAUGAUUGCUGGUCGGUAUUUGCAAACCAUGCAUUUCACAAUGGUAACACACGUCCAGAGCUAGAGGCAGUGGGCAGACAGAUUGUGAAAAAGUGCGAGGGCCUACCUUUAGCCGCCAAAACAAUUGGGGCUCUCUUGUGGUCAAAAUUGGAGGUUGAUGAAUGGGACAAGAUACUGAACAGUGAAAUAUGGGAUCUACGAAUUGGCGAGACACACAUUCUUCCAUCUUUAAGGUUAAGCUAUAAAUAUCUACCCUCACAUCUAAAGCGAUGCUUUGCUUAUUGUUCAAUAUUUCCAAAGGGUUAUGCUUUUGAAAAAGAUCGUUUAGUCUUACUGUGGAUGGCUGAAGGUUUCUUGCAAGAGCCAAACAACAAAACAAUGGAAGAAGUUGGUAAUGAUUACUUCCUUGAUCUUGUAUCAAGAUCAUUGUUUCAACAAUCAAGUGGUGAUAAAUCAUGUUUUGUAAUGCACGACCUUGUCAACGACUUAGCAAAGUUUGUUUCUGGACAAUUUAUCUUUAGGCUAGAGGGUGCCUGUUUUGAUGGAAUUUUGAACAAGACUCGGCACUUGUCGUAUUUCAGAACAAGAUUUGAUAACUUUAAGAAGUUUGAGGCUCUUUAUGAGGUUAAGUGGUUGCGCACCUUCUUGCCAUUAGAAUUCUCCAUAUUGGACAACAAUGUAUCUAAAAAGGUACCGGAUGUUCUAUUGCCGAAGCUAAGAUGUUUACGGGUACUCUCUUUGUCUCAUUAUGAAAAUUUGGCUAAGUUGCCUGAUUCAAUUGGCAAAAUUAAGCAACUACAUUAUUUGGACAUUUCCUUUACUGCAGUUAAAAGGUUACCUGAUUCCUUAUGUAAGUUGAUCAAUUUGCAAACACUCAACUUGUCAUGGUGUAACAAUCUAGUUGGAUUGCCUAGGGAUAUGCGAAAACUCAUUAAACUACGUCAUCUUGAUAUUACUAGAACUGACAUAAUGGAGAUGCCGAUACAAUUGGGCAGCUUAAGAAGUCUGCAAACGUUGACAAAAUUUAUUAUCGGCAGCCGAAAUGGGUCUUCCAUUGGAGAGUUGGGAAAACUUACAAAUCUUCGAGGAAAGAUUGCUAUUUUGAACCUUCAAAAUGUUGUCUCUUCUAUAGAUGCCGCAGAUGCAGGCUUGAAGGACAAGAAGCACAUUGAGGAGUUGGUGUUGGAAUGGAAAGCUGUUUUCCAGAUUGGGUAG